This is a messenger RNA of Paramecium octaurelia, 2351 nucleotides long. NCBI's taxonomy places the organism in Eukaryota, Ciliophora, Oligohymenophorea, Peniculida, Parameciidae. The record is from the annotation of a GenBank genome assembly.
AUGUUCACAGAUUUGUCGGUAUACUUAGUAGUAUCAAUAUUCUGUGUGCUAGCCAUAGCUUUAUUUCUAUUAGGGUUUCUGGGAACAGUAAACAUUAUUGAAUAGUUAUAUAGAACUUUUCAAUAAAGUAAGAGGAAGAUUACUAGAAUUUGAUUUUAGAUUAUGGGAAUCUGUAUGACGAAUAGGAAAUUGAUGAAUAGAAUUGGAAGUAGGAACUGCCUGCUUAUAUUGCGACAUAUUUGCAAACCAUUGAGAUCAGUUAUAAGGAGUUGUACCUCAAUCAGCUAAUCAUAACAAUAAUAACAUCUGCAGGCUUCUUGUUGAUAAUAGCUGUACAUAUAUAGCACAACUAGUUUAGUCUUGGCUAACACCCUCGGGAACGUUUUGGGGUUUCUUCAUCAGUUUUUUGUGGGGCACCAUAAUAACAUGCAUAAUUGCCUAUUUGAUUAUUGCAGUUAAAAUAGGUACAUUACUAAAAAUUCCAAUUAAGGCCAGCAUUGGGAAGGUGAGAAUCAAUUUUAUAUUUAGGAAGACGUCUUAAAAUGGAUAUACGGAAACGGAUUCUUUUCAGCAUUAUUUAUAGGUGGAGUCAUAACCUUGAAUUCCUUAUUCAUAGUAUUGAUAAUGAAGGCAAUGUCAGUUCAUUCAACUAAACCUGAGAAUUAUGCUAUUAUGGUAAGUGGAUUUCCAUUGGGAAUGUUGAUUUCCGGCAUAUAUUUCAGAGAAGGCAUGUCAGUCACAGGCAGAGGAAUUCAAGCAGCUUGCGAUUUAAUGAUUAAGAAAGAAUAAUAUUUCGGUGACAUUGGAAACAACCUCUCUUACACAACCAAAAUAGCGGCAGGCAUGUCUUCCUUAAUAGCUGAAGUCAAUUUCUUUGAUUCCAUGUUGGUAAUAUCAUUAUUUGUUUCAAUGCCAUCAAUCGUCUUAGUAAAUUCAGUGGAUUAUCAUUACUCAGAUAAUUUUAUUGGCAAAAUCUUUGGAAUCUAAUUAGUAUUCAUUCUGAGUUGGGUUGGCUAAUUAUUAAUAUCAUUCCUAAGCCACAUCCUCAAAAACGACGACGCAGUUGCCUUUACUGCCAAUAAUGUCAGAUGCCAAAUCUUGAUGUCAAUAUUCUUGAGUCUAUGCUUUGUCAUCUUCUCCUUAUUAUCCAUGCCCAAGGAAUUUGAAUUCGGAGACAAAGAUCAUACUUAAAUCUACAGAGAAAAGGUCCUUAGUCGAGAUUUUAUGGGAUGUGGCUUUAUUGGAAUCGUUGUCUCAGCCAUUCUAAUCAUCUAUUAUGAAUACUUAACCAGUCAUGGCUAUUCAGUGGCCCAGAAGGUAGCACUAGUUUCAUACAAAGCUCCCACUCUUAACAUCAUCUAAGCUUAUUCCAUAGGCAACAUAGGUUAGAUUGUACCUGCCCUUUUGAUUGCUUUAUCCCUAUUCAUUUCCUAUAAACUUGCAUCCCUCGUUGGAAUUCUUGGACUGUUUUUAGGAUACAUUUUGAACAUCUACAUUCUCAUGGGAAUAGCAAUGCUAGGUGUUCUAUCAGGGGAUGGACUCAAACUAUCAUUCCUUGCCUAAUUUGCUAACAAUAUCAAAGAUCGAUUGCACUCCAUUACUUGGGCAGCUAAAAACUACAUUGUUUGGUUAAAAAUUACCAAUGCUGGAGCUCUCAUCAUUGCAGCCAUCUUAAUCAUUGGAACUGCUAUAUUUUUUAGUAAGACCUUUAUUUUGUUACUGAAUGGGUAUAAUCUCUUUGGUUUCUUGAUUGGAUUCGGAUUAGCCUAUUACAACAAAGGACUAACUAUCUUUAUAGUCAAGACCAUUUGUGAAGAAGCAGUAAGAUUUACAUCAUUAAUGGUAGCUCUAUGAUGAGAAAUCCUUCCAAUUGAGAAAAAACAAACCAGACGAAGAAGUCGCACUUGAAAAUUUUUCAUAUACUUAUUUCCCACUAAAAAACAGACAAGGAAAUUACUAUGUGCUUGUCAAUCUAUUAUCGGUAUAUCAUUACCUUUACAUUACUAGUGUACUCUUGCAGUUUUGUUUACUGGAAUCAUUUUUGGUCAUGGAGCCUCUAUUUCAUUGGCCAUUUCUAACUUAUUCAUUAAUGCCAUUAUGAUGUUCCAAUCCAUCUUAACUGGAACAGUUUUGAAAAAUGCCUUCAUCUACAACUCAUGUAUAUCAUUUGACUAAUCAUCCUAGAUGACCAAUAACAAUAAGAGACUUCACAAGUCCUGAGUGUCAAUCUGUAUGGUGAUAUUCAGGGACAAACCAUUGAAGAAAGUUAAAACAUCUAAAACCCAUAUUACAUGAUCUACACCAUGUUAAUAACUUUAGUAGGCAUAGAAUUGUUCAAGCAUGAUUAUUGA